This is a messenger RNA of Arachis ipaensis, 2095 nucleotides long. It is a transcript of the gene GT18, whose product is annotated as glycosyltransferase 18. The record is from RefSeq and is a predicted model, not a curated record. Gene Ontology annotation, molecular function: galactosyltransferase activity. Gene Ontology annotation, biological process: xyloglucan biosynthetic process. NCBI's taxonomy places the organism in Eukaryota, Viridiplantae, Streptophyta, Magnoliopsida, Fabales, Fabaceae.
UCUACUCUUCAAUCUUAUUUUAUAUCCAAAAGCGAGGUUAAAACAGGUUUGGUACAGUAAUACUGUAAUAGUAGAAUAGAGUAGUAGAAUGUUAUGCAGGGGUAGAGAACAUGGAUAGGCAACUCAAUGGAAGCCACAUGUCAAUGAAUAUCUGGCAUGAUGAGUGUCGGUUGCCCCUGGCACCCAGUAAAAGUCCUUGACACGUGUCUCUCUCUUCCUCAUCAAUCAACAUCAUCAUCAUCCACCAUAUGUAUCCUUUAUCUCUGCUACUUUCCCUCAACUCACUGCAUACUAGACUAGCAAACUCCACAUACAAGCCCUCCGCCACUAACAACUCAUUUCUCAUGCUUCCCCAUUCAUCGGAACCCCACAGAAGACCCAAAUCUCCCGAACUCUCCGAUCCCAAAUCCACCUUCUCCGCCCUCACCGCCGCCCUCAUACACCUCCUCUCUCCUAGAAACCCUCGUUCAUGGAUUCUCUACAUCAUCCUCUUCCUCCAGAUCCUCCUCCUCUCCAACCUCCGUAGCUUCCCCUACCCUGACGCCUUCCUUCACCCAUCUACACUUCUCCAUAACUCAACCAACGCCCACCAUCCCUACCUCUCUAUUCCUGCAAACGCUGUCGUUCAACAACCCACACUCCCCCAAAACGAAGUCAUCGAGAACACCUCACUCGACCAAUGCGGCUCCGGAAGGGUUUUCGUCUACGACCUCCCCAGAACCUUCAACAAAGAAAUUCUCGAGAAUUGCGACAACCUCAACCCGUGGAGCUCCCGCUGCGUCGCCCUCGCAAACGAUGGACUCGGCCAGAGCGCUGCCGGUCUUGCCGGAAUCGUGCCGGAGGAUCUCCUUCCGGCGUGGUACUGGACGGACCAAUUCGUGUCGGAAAUAAUCUUCCACAGGAGGAUGCUCCACCACAAGUGCAGGGUAACGGAGCCAGAAUUGGCUACGGCAUUUUACAUCCCCUUCUACGCUGGACUCGCGGUUGGGAAGUACCUAUGGUCAAACACAUCAACAGCAAAGGAUCGCGAUCAUCACUGUGACAUGAUGCUGACGUGGCUCAAUGAUCAACCCUAUUACAAGAAAUCCAACGGCUGGGAUCACUUCAUCACCAUGGGGCGCAUCACAUGGGAUUUUCGAAGGUCCAAGGACCAAGACUGGGGUUCAAGCUGCAUCUACAAGACAGGGAUGAGGAACGUCACGCGCCUCCUCAUCGAGCGUAACCCUUGGGACUACUUCGACGUCGGUAUUCCCUAUCCUACCGGAUUUCACCCCCGAUUCGACUCUGAUGUAACUCGCUGGCAGCAGUUCGUCCGCGAUUGCCGCCGCAGCUCGCUCUUCUGUUUCGCCGGCGCGCCACGCCGCACUUUCCGCAACGACUUCCGAGGGUUGUUGCUGAGCCAGUGCCGAGACUCCGGCGAGUCGUGCCGCGCCGUGAAUUGCUCCGGGAGCCGAUGCUCGAACGGGACGUCUGCGAUCAUGGAGGCGUUUCUUGAGUCGGAUUUCUGCCUUCAGCCGAGAGGGGACAGCUUCACGCGGCGUUCGAUCUUCGAUUGCAUGGUGGCAGGUUCGAUUCCGGUUUUUUUCUGGCGGCGGAGUGCUUACUUUCAGUAUGAGUGGUUCUUGCCGGCUGAACCGGGUAGUUAUUCGGUUUACAUAGACCGGAACGCGGUUAAGAAUGGGACCUCGGUAAAAGCGGUUCUCGAAAGCUACAGCAAGGAAGAGGUUAGGAAAAUGCGGGAGAAAGUGAUCGAGUAUAUUCCAAGGUUGGUUUAUGCCAAAAGUAACAAUGGGUUGGAGGGAAUGAAGGAUGCUUUUGAUGUUGCCAUUGAAGGGGUAUUUAGAAGGUUUAGGGAUCAAGAAGAUUUGAGUUUCAGUAAGUGGAGAUGAAAAUGGAGCUGGGUGUUUCAUUCAGUAAAGAAAAGAAGGGGGUAGAUAAAUAAAUAAGAAAAUAAGAACACCAUUUUUCUUGUAAGUUUGGUAGGAUAGCGUUUUUCUUUUACAGGUUUUAUUUAUUUAUUUAUUAAUGUAUAACGGGAUGUACCAUAUACCAUAUAAUAUAAAAUGAUUGAUAUUGGCAUUCUUUUUAAACAUAA